AUGUCUCCGCCAAAGCAAAAUCGACAAGAGCUAGUCAAACAGCUUGAAGAGCUGCUCCAACAAUGCGUUGACUCCGGUGGCCCCGGAGCGUCAGCCGCCAUUGCUUCAUCUGGCGAGAUUGUAUGGGAAUCUGCAAAGGGUCAGUCUGAUAUCGUGGGAAGUCACCCUCUUGAUGUUCGUCACCACUUCGGCAUUGGUAGCAUCACAAAAGUCUUUGUGGCGGUAGUCAUUCUUCAGUUGGUAGAGGAGUCGAAGCUCGCAUUAUCCAGUACGGUCCAACAGAUCUUGGAUCCUGAAGUGUUUUCAGGAAUUGAAAAUGCUGGGCCAGCGAGUAUAGAAAGGCUCUUGAGUCACCAUGCAGGUAUAGAUAGUUGGGAGGACGAGCCUAGUUGGAUCGUCAGAGGCAGAGGCAGGGAUAUACGCAACGAUCACAUCUGGGGCAAAACUGAGACGUUGGAUUACAUCCGUCGGCCCAGAGUCACAGCACCCGAGCCUGGUCAGGGUUACUAUUCUAACACCAAUUACACUUUGUUGGGCUUGAUAAUUGAAAAAGUUACGGGCCAACCUGCGGAAAAGGAGAUUCGACGCCGAAUCCUUGAACCCCUCGAUAUGGACCAGACUUACUUUGAAGGAUUUGAGGAAGCAAAGCAUCCAAAGCACUUACCAUAUCGAUACCACUGGGCAACGGAUCAGUUUCGUGAAACUGCUGGUGUAGCACCGUCAUUUCCGUAUCCUGCAUCCCCGGCCCAGUCCCAGGCUGUAGCUCAUGAGCCUGCGUCUGUGUCUGCACCUGACCCACCGGCGGCCUACUCGACCACCACCAAUAUCCAAACACCGGCCCCGGAUCCUCGCCUCGUCGGCGCGCACGCCGCCGCGACAAAAAGCCGUGUCCAACACAACCCAGACUUAGAUACUCCGUGCCCGCCCCUGCUUGUUGGUUCAGAUGGCUGGUAUGGAAUUGCGGUUGCGGUGACGGUGACGGUUGCUAUUGCUGUUGCUGUUUCUGUGGGGGAAGUUGUUGUCGCCAUUCUGCCCCCUGUUCUUUUGUUUUUCGUUUGCGAGAUGGUGGAGGCGUGGGUGUCGGAGUGA
Talaromyces amestolkiae is the source of this 1089-nucleotide messenger RNA. RefSeq lists its product as uncharacterized. The transcript is spliced from 3 exons. NCBI's taxonomy places the organism in Eukaryota, Fungi, Ascomycota, Eurotiomycetes, Eurotiales, Trichocomaceae. The record is from RefSeq and is a predicted model, not a curated record. Bases 1 to 1089 code for a protein of 362 amino acids.